AUGGAUACCACUACCUCCCUGAAGAUGACCUCCAUAGCGGUCCAAAGCCUGUUCAACUACGUGGAGGAGGAGAACUUGGCCGCCAUCAAAGCACACUUGGACAAGUUCAAAGAUGUCGACAGUAGGAGUGAUAAUGGACAGACUCCCCUAAUGGUGGCUGCCGAACAGGGCAAUUUGGAGAUUGUGCAGGAGCUCAUCAAGAGAGGAGCCAACGUUAACUGCGAUGAUGUUGACUGCUGGACAGCGCUGAUGUCAGCAUCCAAGGAAGGCCACAUACAGGUGGUGGAAGAAUUACUGGACAAUGAGGCCAACAUGGAAAACAGAGACAUGGGAGGUUGGACUGCUCUCAUGUGGGCCGCCUAUAAAGGCCGUACAGAUGUGGCACAGCUGCUCCUGAGCAAAGGGGCAAACCCUAACAUCACUGGUCAGUACAGCGUCUACCCCAUCAUUUGGGCGGCGGGUCGAGGCCAUGCUGAGAUUGUCCAUCUCUUACUGCAGCAUGGAGCCAAGGUCAACUGCUCGGACAAGUAUGGCACCACUCCACUUAUCUGGGCUGCCAGGAAAGGUCACUACGACAGCGUGAUGCACCUUCUGGCCAACGGAGCUGACGUGGACCAGGAAGGAGCUAACUCUAUGACGGCUUUGAUUGUGGCAGUGAAAGGCGGCUAUACUGAAGUGGUCAAGGAGCUCCUGAAAAGGAACCCGAAUGUCAACAUGACUGACAAGGAUGGCAACACAGCCCUGGCCAUAGCUGCCAAGGAGGGACACACUGAGAUAGUACAGGACUUGCUGGAUGCUGGAACCUAUGUUAACAUCCCAGACAGGAGUGGGGAGACCAUGCUGAUUGGAGCAGUGAGAGGAGGUCAUGUGGAAAUAGUGCGAGCUCUGCUGAACAAAUACGCAGAUAUUGAUGUCAGGGGCCAGGACGGAAAGACUGCUCUUUAUUGGGCAGUGGAGAAAGGUAACGCCACCAUGGUGAGAGACAUCCUGCAGUGUAACCCUGAUACAGAAAGCUGCACCAAGGAGGGAGAAACCCCACUUAUCAAAGCUACAAAAAUGAGGAACAUAGAAAUCGUUGAGCUGCUGCUGGAUAAAGGAGCAAAGGUGUCAGCUGUGGACAAGAAAGGUGACACGCCCCUGCACAUCGCCAUCAGAGGCAGGAGCCGGAAGCUGGCCGAGCUUCUGCUAAGGAACCCUAAAGAUGGCCGCCUCCUUUAUCGCCCUAAUAAGGCUGGAGAGACACCGUACAACAUCGAUUGCACCCACCAGAAAAGCAUCCUCACGCAAAUUUUUGGCGCCAAACAUCUCUCUCCAACUGAAUCAGAUGGGGACAUGUUGGGUUACGACCUGUAUAGCAGCGCUCUUGCAGACAUUCUCAGCGAGCCCACUAUGCAACCGCCCAUUUGCGUUGGUCUGUAUGCACAGUGGGGAAGUGGGAAAUCUUUUCUUCUUAAGAAACUGGAGGAUGAAAUGAAGACGUUUGCUGGGCAGCAGAUCGAGCCGUUGUUCCAAUUUUCCUGGCUGGUGGUCUUCCUCACGCUGUUGCUAUGUGGUUCAGUGGCCGUCAUCCUGGGCUUUACUGUUGAUCACAAGCUGGCCAUCGCCGUUUCCCUCAGCUUCCUUGCUUUGAUUUACAUCUUCUUCGUUUUGGUGUACUUUGGAAGCCGACGUGAGAGAGAGAGCUGGAACUGGGCAUGGGUCAUCAGCACACGUCUGGCCCGGCAAAUUGGCUACCUUGAGCUCCUUCUCAAACUUAUGUUUGUCAAUGCCCCUGAACUGCCCGAGCAAACCACCCGAGCACUGCCUGUCAGAUUCCUGUUCACAGACUACAAUCGUUUAUCCAGCGUGGGAGGGGAGACCUCCAUGGCUGAGAUGAUAGCUACGCUUUCAGAUGCGUGUGAAAGGGAGUUUGGUUUCAUGGCCACCAGGCUGUUCAGGGUUUUCAAGAAUGAUGAGAUCCAAGGUAAAAAGUGGAAGAAAACAUGCUGCGUGCCAUCCUUUGUGCUGUUUUCUUUGACCCUUUGCUGUCUUAUCGCUGGUUUAGCCUUGCUAGCAAUAUUUAAGGUGGACCCUGAGAACCUGACAGUGAAUGCAGUGCUCAUUGCCAUGGCCAGUGUGGUCGGGCUGGCCUUGCUGCUUAACUGUAAGACCUGGUGGCAAGUGGGCGACUCAGUCCUCAACUCCCAAAGGAAACGCCUGCACAGGGCUGCCAACAACCUCCACCAGCUGAAGAGUGAAGGCUUUAUGAAGGUUCUGAAACACGAGGUCGAGUUGAUGUCAAAGAUGGCUAAGACUAUCGAUGGCUUUACCCAGAACCAAACACGAAUGGCCGUCAUCAUCGACGGGCUGGAUGCUUGUGAACAAGACAAAGUGCUGCAGAUGCUGGACACGGUGCGUGUCCUCUUCUCAAAAGGGCCGUUCAUCUCAAUCUUCGCCAGCGACCCUCAUAUCAUCAUCAAAGCCAUCAACCAAAACCUCAACAGCGUGCUGAGAGACUCCAACAUAAACGGCCACGACUACAUGAGGAACAUCGUCCACUUGCCCGUCUUCCUCAACAGCAGAGGCCUCAGCACAGCGAGGAAGCUCUGCAUGGCGGCACCCGCCAAUGGCGACGGCUUGGCUUCUGAAGGAUGGAAUGAUGAUGUUGACAAGAAGAUGUCUCAGAAUAGUCUGGCUCAAGACCAGGCCAAAUUUGGCAGCAAAAACGCACUUAACCGCAGGGACACAUACCGGCGGCGCCAAAUGCAGAGGACUAUCACCAGACAGAUGUCCUUCGACUUGACUAAGCUGCUGGUGACUGAGGACUGGUUCAGUGACAUCAGCCCCCAGACCAUGAGAAGGCUGCUCAAUAUUGUUUCUAUCACUGGUCGUCUGUUGCGAGCCAAUCAGAUCAUCUUCAACUGGGAUCGUCUGGCGUCGUGGAUCAAUCUGACCGAGGAGUGGCCUUAUAGGACGUCAUGGAUCAUCCUCUUUUUAGAAGAAAGUGAUGGAGUGUCUGAUCAGGUGUCCCUGAAGACAAUCUAUGAGAGGUUGUCCAAAAAUAUUCCCACCACUAAGGAUGUGGAACCGCUGCUAGAGAUUGACGGCGACAUCCGCAGCUUUGAGGUUUUCCUCUCCUCCCGAACACCUGUCCUCACUGCCAGAGAUGUGGAGAUGUUCUUGCCCUGCACCGUCAACCUGGACCCCAAACUCCGAGAGAUAAUAGCAGAUGUGCGUGCCGCCAGGGAGCAGAUGCACGUGGGCGGGGUUACGUAUCCCUCAAUGCCUUUGCAAGAGGCGGUGGUAUCUCGUCCGCAGCCGGGAUACGGCCAGCACGCGGGCGCCUGCUCUCCGCCAGGCUCCUUCGCGGGCUCCUUGCCACCUCAGCCGCACAGUGCCUACUUCAGUGGGAUGACCGGUCCUCAGCAUCCCUUCUACAACCGGCCUUAUUUCCCCCAACAUGUGUAUCACCUGCCAAGGCACUACCCCCAUCAUGUCCCUUCAUCCUUGCACCCUUCCAUUAAACAUCCUGCUCAGUCCAAGGACGUCACCAGUGGACUUGAAGUUAUAGCAGAGGAUGCAAGAGAAGGCCUCCACUCCUGUCCCUCUGACCCCGCCAUGGCCUCCCCUGCUGUCCUGCUCAGCUCGAUGAGCACAGACGCAGUGUGCGAGUUCCUCAAGCAGAUCGACGGAAUGGACGCCAGCAUGCUCCGUCAGUACACCUCCACCGUCAAGAAGGCUAAUAUAAACGGACGCGUGCUGGCACAGUGCAACCUGGAUGAGUUGAAAAAUGAGAUGGAGAUGAACUUUGGUGACUGGCAACUCUUCAGGGGAAUGGUGAUGGAACAACGACACGUGGAAAGCCAAGCUUUGCUUCAGGACGAGUCGCGAGCCGCGAGCGAACAAGGCAACAGCGUGUACAACGGAGAACCCGGCAGACGCUCGGGGGUCUCGGCGCGGGAAGGGGGGGCCUUCAGCCUCAACUUAAGCUUUGAGGAGCUCAGCGGAGCAGGACUGGAGGAGCCAACGAGACAAGGCAGCAGCUCGCAGUGGCCGGUGCCGACUCUCCGCACCACAAGCAUGUCCAGCCUCAAUUCUCAAGAGUCGUCCAAUAACAUCUGCAAGUUGACCGACAGGCAGCAGGCCGAGUACCGCGAUGCCUACCAGGAGUAUAUUGCUCAGAUGGCCCACCUGGACGGGGGCACGAAGGAGAGGCCUAUGCAACCACAACCUUCGACCUACAGCUCGGAUGCUAAAGGGGCUAAUGAAGGAGCAGACCAAGAUAGCCGCAAGUCAUUCCUCAAAAGAGUCCCCAAGGCGACUGAACCCGCAGACGUUCCCUCAGGGGCUGAUGCCCAGCUCCUCGAUCCCAUCAGCGAGGAGGACGAGAAGCAGGAUCAGAGCACGAGCUCCAGAAACAACGCCGCCGGUUCUCGCUUCCGCAAGCUUUCCAGCGAUGACGACUCCAGCCCCGAAGACUCCGACAACACUACACCGCUCCUUCAGAAGGAAGCCAAAUCCAAGAUCCCGCAUUUCCUCACCAAGGGUCUUCUAGAUCAGAAAGAAGCCGCUGAAAUCUCCCGAGAAGAAGCUGCGGGAGAUCCUGGCCUGGUGAGGGGAGCGAUUAAACCAGGUGUGAUGGAGCUGGAGCUGGACGGCCUGAUCAAGAAGCGAGGUCUUCUCCCCAGCAGCUUGAGCUGUCUGCAGGACACGGCGGUGGCCCGCAUGUCUAUUUGCUCCGAGGCGGCCUCCGAGGCCAGCCUGAUGGCGAGCAGCCCGGACGAGAGUUGGCCUCCCGGCGGGAUGAGCAACCUCAACCGCAGCGAGAGCGACAGCACGCUCAACAACAACACCGGCGACGCCAACUCCAACACCAACAACAGCAGCCACCAACAAGAAGAGUUCGCCACCUCCCCGUCCAGCGUCUCGCCUGCUGUAAUCGUCUCACCAGGCAGCAGCAAUGCCACCGUCACCACCGCCACUGUCCACCACAACCAGAAUCUGCGCUCCAUCAACUUAGGAGACGAAAGAGAAAGUGUCCUUUAA
Molecule: messenger RNA, 5025 nt
Organism: Nerophis lumbriciformis (worm pipefish)
Lineage: Eukaryota; Metazoa; Chordata; Actinopteri; Syngnathiformes; Syngnathidae
Source: RefSeq, a predicted model, not a curated record